Thalassophryne amazonica is the source of this 1705-nucleotide messenger RNA. Its product is annotated as dTDP-D-glucose 4,6-dehydratase-like. The record is from RefSeq and is a predicted model, not a curated record. Gene Ontology annotation, molecular function: dTDP-glucose 4,6-dehydratase activity. Gene Ontology annotation, biological process: nucleotide-sugar metabolic process. The transcript is spliced from 12 exons. Bases 171 to 1160 code for a protein of 329 amino acids. NCBI's taxonomy places the organism in Eukaryota, Metazoa, Chordata, Actinopteri, Batrachoidiformes, Batrachoididae.
AACUGCCGUAAAGCUGCAUCUGACUGUCGUACUUUACACAACAAGACGAGAGAAAGCUGUGGUCCUGUAAAGGUCUCACAGUGGUUGCAAAACGUACAAAAAUGCUGUUAAUAUGUUUGUAGAAGAGUUUGGUGCUGGUGGACAUCAGCUGCUCCAAUGUUUUACAAAGAAUGAGCUUUACCAGGACUGUACUGGUGACUGGAGGAUCUGGGUUCAUCGGUUCCCAUCUUGUGUGUUCUCUAGUAAACAAGAACCCAGACUGGAAAAUUAUUAACCUGGAUAAUUUGGAUUACUGUUGCAGCCCCAGGAGUCUGGAAAGCAUUGAACAGAGAGCAAACUACACUUUCAUGAGGGGAGAUGUCUGCGACUUCCGGCUGCUCAAGCAAAUCUUCAGCUGUGAAAACAUUGAUGUGAUUUUUCACCUGGCUGCUAAAACGCACGUUGAGUCAUCCUUUGAAACACCGUCUGUUUUCCAGCGAGUUAACAUUGAUGGAACCAAGGCUGUACUGGGUGCCGCCCACCAGGCGCCGUACCGACCACAGCGCUUCAUUUAUGUCAGCACGGACGAAGUGUAUGGAGACAGUCUAGAUGAGGUAUUUGAUGAGAACAGCCCACUGAGGCCUUCCAACCCUUAUUCAGCCACAAAGGCAGCUGCAGAGUACCUCGUCCAGUCCUACUGGGACAGCUACAAGUUUCCCGUCAUCAUUACCAGGAGUAACAACAUCUAUGGACCCAGGCAGUACACUGAGAAGGUCAUUCCAAGAUUUCUCACUCUUUUGCAAAUGAGUAAGAAAUGCACCAUCCAGGGAACCCUUCCUGUAUCGCGUCACUUUCUCUUUGUUGACGAUGCCAUAAAUGCCUUCCUGAUGCUCCUGGAGAAAGGAAGUGUAGGCGAAAUCUAUAAUGUUGGAACAAGCUGUGAAAUUCAAAUCGUACAACUGGCCAAAGAACUUAUCAGAAUGGUAAAGAAUGUGCCAGAUUCUGAAGUGAACGACUGGCUUGAGUUUGUUCCUGACCGGCCGCGGGUUGACCUGCGGUACCCCAUCAGCUGUGAGAAGCUGCAGCGGCUCGGCUGGCGGGCUGAGGUGUCGUGGGCGGACGGCAUCAGACAGACAGUCAAAUGGUACCAAGCCAACUGCAACUUCUGGUCCCAGGUGUAAGAGGACCACGGACCAAUCAGCAACAGAAUCAGAGCUUCACUAACGGGUGACUGAGCCCGGGAAAACACCAGUUACAGUUUUACCUUUUAUGUGAUGCAGGUAUCAGUGUCAUCAGCCUGGUUUGCUGAUUUACAGUUUAUUAUAACAUAUUUAAUAUAUUAACAUGUGAAUGUGACUGACUGACUGACUGAUUGAUACUGGACCAAAAGGCAGUUAAGUUAGAAAUACCAGGAAGGCAAAGCAUCGUUUCAACUGCAGCAUGUGAAGAAAUUCCAUUUCUAUUUUUCCAGCUUGUUUGUUCAACUUUUACUUAAACCUUUAAAGAUAAUUAGCCAAAUCAGAGCCUGAAACAUACCCUAGAGAAUCACUACAGGUUCUAAAUAACCGCUGUGCCACACCUUAGUGAAUUUAAAUUCAUACUUAAACAGAUGUCUAAUUUGUAACAGCUUUUUUUUUUUUUGUGAGUGUUCAAGUAUGUUGUGCUGGUUAUGAAUCCUGUACAUAUCCACAUAAUACUGUUUCUAAUAAAACUACAUGUUAUCGUU